Ruditapes philippinarum (Manila clam) is the source of this 398-nucleotide messenger RNA. RefSeq names its product deoxynucleoside triphosphate triphosphohydrolase SAMHD1-like. The record is from RefSeq and is a predicted model, not a curated record. Gene Ontology annotation, molecular function: dGTPase activity. The transcript is spliced from 3 exons. Gene Ontology annotation, cellular component: nucleus. The annotation marks the transcript as partial. NCBI's taxonomy places the organism in Eukaryota, Metazoa, Mollusca, Bivalvia, Venerida, Veneridae. Gene Ontology annotation, biological process: dGTP catabolic process.
UUGCUAUUGAAACUGAAACCAGCAAGAAUACAUGGCUUCUUCGUCACAAAACUCACCGACAACAACAGAAAAUAGACAUGGUUUGCAAGAACAGGCAAAUAAGUUAUAUACAAACAGGAAAGUUUUCCAGGAUCUCAUUCAUGGAAAAAUAGAGUUACAUCCGGUGUGUGUUCGUAUAAUUAAUACACCGCAAUUUCAUCGUCUCCGACACAUCAAACAAAUAGGGACCUGCUAUUAUGUGUACCCAACUGCCUGUCACAACCGAUUUGAGCAUUCUAUAGGUGUAUGUUACCUGGCUGGGAAACUGGUCCGAAAACUAAAAGAGCGGCAGCCAGACGAAAAUAUAACAGACAUCGACAUCUUAUGCGUAGAAAUCGCCGGACUCUGUCAUGAUCUAG